AUGAUUGCCACUAAGAGUACACUCAUCUUCUUUAUUGUGUGCAUUUUCAUUGCUACCGGUGUUCUUGCACAAGGUGGACCACCACCAUCAGGCGGUCCAGGUGGACCACAACCAUCAGGCGGUCCAGGUGGACCACCACCAUCAGGCGGUCCAGGUGGACCACCACCAUCAGGUGGCCCAGGUGGACCACCACCAACAGGUGCACCAGCAGGUCCUGCCCCAUCCGGUGCUGCCUCUCCGACUGCUCCUGAACCAAGUGGCAAGGCUCCUCCUUCUCCUACUUCUUCCGGCAAAGCUCCAGCUACGACAUCAAGCACUAGUGCAGGUGCUGCUUUAAAAGUUCAAUUUUCCAAUUUGGAAUUAUUCAGUGGUUAUUUAGUUGCUUUAUUCUUUGGUGGCUUAUUAUUUUAA
Molecule: messenger RNA, 411 nt
Organism: Cetraspora pellucida
Lineage: Eukaryota; Fungi; Glomeromycota; Glomeromycetes; Diversisporales; Gigasporaceae
Source: the annotation of a GenBank genome assembly